Molecule: messenger RNA, 1368 nt
Organism: Neoarthrinium moseri
Lineage: Eukaryota; Fungi; Ascomycota; Sordariomycetes; Amphisphaeriales; Apiosporaceae
Exons: 2
Coding region: 1-1368 (455 amino acids)
Source: RefSeq, a predicted model, not a curated record
AUGGGGGAUUUGUGGGACGACCUCGCUGUAACGCAGAAAGAGAGACAGCAACUCACAGACUCUGUCCAGGCAAUUAAAGACUCGUGUGCCAAGGAACAUAAUAAGAAGCAUUUUGGCGAGUGCCCAGAAUGCUGGCCUCGAUUGAUCAACACAAUCAGGGAUCGCUACCUCAACUCAUCGACUAAGGAGUGGUUUUCAGGGAGACGAUUAUUCCUCCAGGAGCUCGACACUUUGUUCACCCAGGCCCUGGCCCAGAAAGUCGGCAUUGCGGCCAUUGAGCAGCGGAUAGAGGAUGAGAAGAAGGAGUGGUACCGCGACAAGCUGAAGAGUUUGGGCUUGGUGUCGGCGGCCAAGAACUCAGAGCAAACCAAAGCCCUGCAGAAUCUACUGAGCGAUCGAGAUAUGCCCGUGGACGACCUUAUCCCAGCUCUGAGGAGCACCAUUAGCGAUGGCUCCAUUGCAAAUCAAGAGGCGUUCGAUGUCUUCGCAGAUCGGCUAAAGGCUGCUAAAACACCACAGGACAAAACCGACGUGUACGUCGACAUGUUCUUUCAACCACAGCACGAUCCGGAGGGUGCUGCAAAGUCUCAGAAGUAUAUUGAGAUGCUGCGCAACGGAGCACCUUUGUCCGAUGUAAUCAACACCAUGCUGCGGGAUCGGCAGGCCAACAAAGGGGUCCAGGAACAGAAACUAGCCCUUCAGAAGCAGAUCGAGGAGCUGCGAAGGGCAAAGGCUGCCCAUGAGUCUGACAAGGCGAAGAAGGCGAAGAUCAGGCAGGACAAGGCGGACGCUGCAGCCGCCGCCGAGCAGCAAUACAAGCUUCCACCCUGCGACUCCUGCGGCAGACCAGGAAACGACCAGGGCUACAGUGCUUGCAACUACUGCCUAGCGCUCUCCGAGGUGUAUCACAUCCCGGAUCGUCCUAUGACGAUAUUCUGUUCGGACGAAUGCUGGGAUAAUGGUGCAGUGAAGCACGACCGGGAGGCACACAGUUGCGCUUCUGGUUCCGGUUGCAUACUCUUACAAGAGGGAGAGGAUGUUGACAUGGACCAGCACAACCGUACUCGUGGCUUUUGCCAGGAGUGCGUCUUGGACCACCAGAUCGAGUCGAUCUUCUGCAGCCUGCAGUGCCUUGAUGCAAACUUUCAGAAGCACAGGGAAGAUGUACACAUUCCUAAGAGGGAUGGAGCAGGACAGAUAGGCGAAGACGAGGUGGACCUCGAAUAUGCGUCGGAGGACAAGACAAAGUACCGUGCACGGAAGAUCGAAAGCCACUGGACCCCACUGGAUGACGCCCUCAAGGAGUUCACGCAGAAGACGGGAGCCCGUCGCAAAGACGACCCAGAGGCCAAGCCCUCGGAUAUUUAG